AUGGAGAAAUUGAGAAGGCUUGUUACGGAGAUCGCCUACGCUCACAGUCUCGCUAAGCUUCCUCCUCUUCAACGCUCUGUCGUUCCUUUCCUUUCUGCAGCCUCUUCUACCUACAAGCUCGUCCUUUCCCUUCGCUACUAUCUCUACGAAGUUGGCUUCUUUCAAAGGCACCGGUUACCUCUACCUGUUAUUAGUGUCGGGAAUUUGACAUGGGGAGGCAAUGGGAAGACACCGAUGGUUGAGUUCAUCGCACUCUGGUUAGCUGAUUGUGGAAUUUCGCCUCUGAUUCUUUCCAGGGGUUAUGGAGGUGGGGAUGAAGUCAACAUGCUUCGAAGACACUUAUCUGGGACAACUGUUCAAUUUGGUGUUGGUGCAAAUCGAGCAGCUGUUGCAAGUCAUUUCAUCCAAAAAUAUGGCUAUAUUAAUGGCUAUCAAAGUUCAUGGUGUGAGGAACUUUGCCUUAGUAGGAAGAAGGAAAGUUAUCGCGAUUCCAAAAAAGUUGGAGUUGCAGUUCUUGAUGAUGCAAUGCAGCAUUGGAGCUUGUGGCGAGAUUUGGAGAUUGUAAUGGUUAAUGGAUUAACUCUUUGGGGUAACCUUCAACUAAUGCCACUUGGACCGCUAAGGGAACCUUUGACUGCACUUCGACGAGCAGAUGUUGUUGUUGUACACCAUGCUGACUUAGUUUCUGAAGAUAGUCUUGAGGAUAUCAAGUCAAUUGUUCAAAAAGUUAAAGAGUCUGUUCCUGUUUUCUUUACUAGAAUGGAUCCAUCGUACUUAAUUGACGUGAGAACCAUCAACUCCAAAGUACCCUUGAGGGUUGUACAUAAAGCCCUUGCAUUAUGUGUUUCUGCAAUCGGUUCUGCAGAUUCUUUUGUGAAGCAGGUCCAAAAGAUGGGAGCUGUUUAUGUUGAUCGAGUUGAUUUUAGUGAUCAUCAUAUAUUUGAUGCUGAGGAUAUUCAGAUGAUCAGAGCCAGACUUGGAGAACUAGAGAUCAGGUUUGGUUUGAAGCCAAUCGUCAUAGUGACAGAGAAGGAUUAUGAUAGGGACCCAGAGAUCCUUAAACGAUUAGAUCCAUUCAAAGUUUUUGUUCUCUGUUCUAAAUUGAAGGUGGUGCCCUACUGCAACAGCUCAGAGGAAAGCUUCAAGAAGUGUCUGAGGGAUCAGCUGAAAUUAAAAUUUCCUGUUGCAAAUUAGCUAGUUUAUACCUUAUUUGAAACAUUCCCUCACAAGCAUGUGCUCAAAAUAUUCAUAUUUGUAAAGCCUCUCAGUAUUGCAAUUGAAGUUAUUGGACUAGCUAUUUAUUGCGUCGACCAUGAUGGUCUAGGCUCGAAUUAAAAAACGUUUUUGAUUUGGAUAGCAA
Messenger RNA from Neltuma alba, 1360 nucleotides. Its product is annotated as probable tetraacyldisaccharide 4'-kinase, mitochondrial. Gene Ontology annotation, biological process: lipid A biosynthetic process. The record is from RefSeq and is a predicted model, not a curated record. The transcript has 8 exons. Lineage: Eukaryota; Viridiplantae; Streptophyta; Magnoliopsida; Fabales; Fabaceae. The coding region runs from base 1 to 1194 and encodes 397 amino acids. Gene Ontology annotation, molecular function: lipid-A 4'-kinase activity; ATP binding.